Molecule: messenger RNA, 1391 nt
Organism: Rotaria sp. Silwood1
Lineage: Eukaryota; Metazoa; Rotifera; Eurotatoria; Philodinida; Philodinidae
Source: the annotation of a GenBank genome assembly
AUAAUGAUCCUGAUAUUAUUAACACAAGAGGAGCUGUUGGUGAAUGUCCUAUUCAUAUGCUAUUUCUAUAUGGAACAGAUAAACAUUUGGAAAUAGCUCGAGAUCUUAUUAUACGAUUUCCAAUGAUUGUUGCACAAAUUUAUAAUAAACCGAGAUAUUAUGGUGAAAAUAUUCUUCAUAUUGCUAUCGUCAAACGUAAUCCGACGAUGGUUGAAUGGCUACUUAGCAAUGAGCAUUUAGAGUCUUAUCGAGAACAAUUAUUAACUGCAACUGCUACAGGUGACUUCUUUAAAAUAGGUCAACCAUCUUAUUAUGGUGAAACUCCACUAGGAUUUGCUUGUUGUACUAAUCAAUGGAAUAUUGUCGAAAUUUUACUAAAACAUGGUGCUGAUAUGGAUGUGACGGACAGUAAUGGUAAUACCAUUCUACAUAUGCUUGUUAUCUGCAAUUUACCUGAAAUUUAUGCUAAAUAUAAAGCACGUUGGAUAGAACAACAGACUAUUAAUGAUAAGAAAGAAACUAAUGAUUCAAAAUCCACGAAAAUCUGGAAUCGUCUAAAUAAAAAUGGUUUGACACCAUUGACUCUAGCAGCUGAUUUAGGUCGAGCUAAAAUGUUGUCAUGGUUACUUCAUGAACGUAAAAAAGUACAAUGGUCUUAUGGUAAUGUUUCAUGUUUAUUACAUCCUCUCGAUCAACUCGAUCAUGAUUUUCAUAAUGAUAGUCAACAACGACCUCUUAGUGUAAUUGAAAUAAUGAUAAAAAAUAAUAAUCCUGAAUUAGUGCAUUCUAUUACUAUAUCUUUAAUUGACAAAAAAUGGAAGUAUUUUGCUUAUCGAAUACUUCUUCGACGAUUUCUUAUUACAUUUUUCUAUCUUCUCAUUUUUCUUGGUACUACAAUUUUACGACAAACACGAUCAGAAACAACAUCAGAUGACGAUGAUGAGAAAUUUUCAAAUAGCCUUUAUCAGAUCAUUUCUGGAUGUGGUCGUACCAUUGUAAUAUUAGGUGCUCUAUUAAAAAGUGCACGUGAAAUACACGAAAUGCGUAGUUUGGGUCUAUGGAAUUAUAUCAACAGUACAGGAUCUAUUUUUCUUGAAAAUUUUUUGGCAUGUUCGUUUUGUACUGGUAUUUUUACUGCACAAAUUUUUCAUCUAUUUGAAAUGCAACAACAUGAAACUCUCAUACUUGCAUUUACUUCUCUCAUUGGAUGGGGUUAUAUGUUCUUUUUUAUUAUGCCAUUUCGAUUUACUGGUCCAUUUGUCAUUAUGAUUUAUAAAAUGUUAUUUAAUGAUGUUCUUCGUUUUUGCAUAAUAUAUAUAAUUUUUCUUGCUGGUUUUUCACAAUCAUUUUUUAUUUUAUUCAACGAGAAUGGUAAGUUGUAUGAAGCAUGA